This is a messenger RNA of Marchantia polymorpha subsp. ruderalis, 1487 nucleotides long. NCBI's taxonomy places the organism in Eukaryota, Viridiplantae, Streptophyta, Marchantiopsida, Marchantiales, Marchantiaceae. The record is from the annotation of a GenBank genome assembly.
GUGAGUACCAAAGGAGGGUAAAGUGAAAUGGAGGGCAUAGCGGGAGAUCCAAUCCCCACAAAUCGAUCGUUCACCAGCACCCUCUCUCUCUCUCUGAGCACAAAAUAUUUUAUUAUGUCGGGGAGGUACUGGAACGAAGGUUCCAGAUACUGGAAGGUAGGCGGCACAAAGAGGAGGAGGUCACAAAGAAGAAGAUAAGGAACGGGAUAAGGAACGAUGGGGGUCCGUCUCGCAGACCUUUCAUGAACAGACUUGCGAAGGGGCAAGUUGGGAAUCGAGGCAUCGGAACGACGACAUGUGGAGGGUCUGUCAGAGAAAGGGAGACGGGAGUGAAUAUCCGCAUCGAGAGGGAUGGGGAGCUGGACAAGUGUCUUGCAAGUUGGGACGAAGUUGACACUUGCAUGCAGCACCCUGAGCCUCCAUGAUCACGAUCAUCAUCCUCUCCUGCCCGCCCUCAUCAUGGAUUCAUUGAAAAACGAGUUCGCAGCGACAUCGUCCUCGCCUGUUUACGUACGAGAGACGCAUGAGGGCGAACGAUGUCUCCAUCGAUCCACUCAGCGACGGGCACCCACCAACCCCAUAAACCCUCUCCGUCCAAACCAAAAGCGAAGCCUCAUUUCGACCCCGACGUACAGGCCAUACGAGGCAUCCGACAUAUCUCCAUCCCUCUGUCAGCAGUGCACGUUUGUUUUGAUCGAACUUUGGAGGAUCUCCUCCUCAGUGUCCAAGGCAGCCACCAGCCCCCAGCCACCAGCCCUCCCUCCCUCCCUCCCUCGCUCGCUAGAGCUUUGACCACAAGGUACCAAACAAACGGCCACUUGGGAAGUCCCUCGCUUGCUUCAAUCAGUGUCAAGCUCAGAAGGAGAUUUGCUCUACUUGAGACUGGCACUACUAAUGGAGAAGUGUGUUCCCUCCGGUACUCGACCAGGUGCAUCUGGUGGCUAUGCUUCCAGUUGAAUCCGGUCGGCAUUCUUCGAAGAUUCAAUCCAGGCAGGCUUUGUCGACAGAGACCGGCUUUAAUUCCAAGCAGCCCACAACGCCAAAGUAUUUUUGUACCUGGAAAUGCAUCUGGUUGAAGACGGGAAUGAUCAUCAUUCCCGUGUUGACUAGACGAACAAGGCAGGAAGGUAGCAGAAAGUCUUAGCAGCAGCAGCUGCGAAACCUCGGGACCUAUGUUCACGUACAACAAGCCGAAUCUAGGCAAUCAAUCUGCAGGCAUGUACAUGACGUUGCAUUCAGUGGGUCUCUCGCCAAGUGAGAGAUCUCAUACUUUGCAAUUUGCACUGCCAAGUCUGGGAUCUCAGUCGCCGUCCAGAGCAGACAGAGCUGGUGUGAUGUGAGGAAUUCAGAGUGAGGGGCUCUGCUCUGAGUCGCCUUCUUUGUCGUGGAAGCAAAUCAUUUAUUGAUCAUGUUCAGUUUCAAAAUUAGAUCUCGUUAUGGACUAAAUUGAUCCAACUUGUUUGAGGUUCAGUAUUUCGUGGUCAACC